AACAAAGCAGGAGAGAUGACCUGGAAGCUCUAGGUCACAUGUUCAUGUACUUCCUGCGAGGCAGUCUGCCCUGGCAAGGCCUGAAGGCAGACACUCUGAAGGAGCGCUAUCAGAAGAUAGGUGACACCAAGAGAACCACGCCCAUCGAGGUGCUGUGUGAGAGCUUCCCAGAGAUGGCCACCUACCUGCGUUAUGUGGGUUCUCUGGACUUCCUGCAGAAGCCGGACUACGACUACUUACGGAAACUCUUCACCGACCUCUUCGACAGCAACGGCUACACCUUUGACUAUGAGUACGACUGGGUCGGCAAGCCACUGCCUACUCCCAUUGGUUCAGUUGUGAGACCCUUCUACAGUCCAGCAGCAGAGACAAGGCAACGCAGCAGACCAAAAACCAGGUAG
Messenger RNA from Salvelinus sp. IW2-2015, 401 nucleotides. Its product is annotated as casein kinase I. Gene Ontology annotation, cellular component: nucleus; plasma membrane; cytoplasm. Gene Ontology annotation, biological process: positive regulation of canonical Wnt signaling pathway; endocytosis; signal transduction. NCBI's taxonomy places the organism in Eukaryota, Metazoa, Chordata, Actinopteri, Salmoniformes, Salmonidae. Gene Ontology annotation, molecular function: protein serine/threonine kinase activity. The record is from RefSeq and is a predicted model, not a curated record.